UUUCACUCAACAAAAACUCAUCAGUGUAGAUAUCUACUAUACAAUUACCUAUCAAAAAACUCAAGCCAGAGCCAUCCCACUUCUCUUCGAAGGGAGGAAGCAAGUAUUCGCAUAAGAUACAUUUCCGUAGUUAUUAUCGUCAACUGACAUUUUCAAUUUUUACUUACUUUUGGCCAUAAAUCCGUCUAGAGUCAAGAGUCCUUCAUUAUUAGCAUCAACAUCCUGUACAUACUUGUGUCUUUGUUAUUUUCCAUACAUAUUAGAAUAAAUAGUGUCCGUGUCUUUUCCUUAGAUUUUUAGCACAUAUAGAUCGUGUCUUUGUAGUCCAAAAAAGAACAAAAAUAUGUCGGUGUCCGAGUCUUUACCAUCUUCUUCGUCUGUGUCUCGUCCGUGUAAAUCCUUAGGAAAAAUAAACAUGUCUCCUACUCUUAGUAAAACUCCGUCAUGCAAAUAUGAAUAUCUUUAUGAAGUAGAUGUGUUACCACCUGAAAAUAAAAUUUCUUCUACAUAUCUACCUCUACUAAAGAAGGCAUGCAAUCCAUGGAUGCAAAUCCAUUCUUUAGUCCAACAAAAUCCAAAGGGAGUCAAAGAAUUCAUUGCUGCAUCAAAAAUUGACCAGCACUCUAUUCUUGUGACUCAGGAGGAACAAUUCAUCACUCAACAGAUGCCGGAGGAUUUUCCUCGACAGUGGAAAAGCCAAGGCUUCACCCAUAUCCAUUUUGGUGUCGUCAGAGUUGCAUUUAUGUAUCACGGAAGAAAAGGGAAGCCAGUAGUGGCACGUCUUUCCCUUCUAGAUACUAGAUACAACGAGUACCAACAUGCGAACUUGGGUAUGUUGAACAUCACACUGAAUGCCGGGACAAUCUUUGUCACUAUAUAUCCCAACUUCAACAUGUUCCUCUCUUAUCCCUAUCUAACAGAGGCGCUGAAGAUCCAGGUUCAAAUCCUUGGAGCCCCGCAAGUUAGAGAUGCCAUACAUGCAACUCUCCACUAUCAGUUAGCUUGGCGAGUUCAGAACCAUGCUAUGGACCUAUCUCUUCCAGGUGGCAAAAAUUCUUUAUUACUAAAUGUAGAUGCCACCAAUGGAACCACACAGUGUGCCCAGAUCCCGAGGCAAAUAUCAAGAGAAGAACUUGUCAAAAUUCUUCCAGACUCGUGGUUGACAAAUUAUGAGAAGUUUAGAGACCAUCAUCAACCUCUCCAGUCCACCGAAUCCACUUUUAUCAAAAAGAACGACAAGACAGUUACUGUAAGCUUUGACUACUCUCAUCUCAAGAAGCCCCAUAAAACAACCUUCUCUAUCCAUAUGUACCAACCUUACGAUGACCAUCCAUAUGAGAAGAACCUGGAAACCAUAAAAUAGUUUCUCUCGAGUUUCAUGAGCAAACAUGAUUGGAUCAAAGAAUUCGGUCAUGAUGGGCGCAUCGUUUAGUGGUUCAAGUGUCCUUUCACGGGACACUGCCCAUGGGAAAUUGACUGUGCUUGCAAAGGUUGUCUGGAGGAUGAUGAGGAAUGGGAUGCAUACUGUCUCGCCGAAGCUAAAUCAGAAAAUAUGAAAUGGCAAGGAAACUCCGAAAGGGAAUUCAAGAAAAGUUACAAUGAAGGGGACCCAUCUAUUGGUUCUCUUAGCUGUCCGGGAAAGUAUGAAUUCCUCGUAUCAUACAAGCUCUAAAAUUGGCCAAACUCACCCACCCCUCCACAAAUAAAACCAUCCAGCCCAAAAGAGAGCCUGAACCCAAUAUGUUAUGAGCUAAACUGGCAAUCUAAAAAGGGAAAAAUACAUAUGUUAGCAUACCUAAGUAUUAAAUUACAAAAAAUAGAAACACUUUUUGCUAAUUACCUUGUGUAGCAGUUGUAGCAUUAUUUUAAGUGGGGGACCACAAUUACCGCAUCUUAAAAGCAGGUUCCAUUAUUUAUGCUUAAAACUUUCUCUUUCCUUUAAUUGUUUAUACUUUACCAUUUUUCAUGCUUCUUAUCAGAUUUUCUCUUUCAAAAUUUUUCCUUGUUAACAUCUUUUCCACGAUUAUUGUUCCACAAUUUCAGGUAAAUAAUUAAUUCAGUUAUUGCAUGUUAUCAAUUUCUCAAUAUAUAUAUAUUUUUUAAUUUUGUUCUUUAAACAAUUUCUCCAUUUCAUUUUUAAGGUUUUGAUUUUUGUAGUUGUUAACGGAGAAUCAAGGUCAGUGAAUUUGCUGAAUUUUGUUUUGUUUGUUUUUCAGUUAAAUUUGAUAUUUUAUGAGUUGAUAUAGUUGAAAAAAUUAAAUUUUGGAUGAGAAUUGGAACUGGAUUUUGUGCGAUAAAUGGAGGAUAAUCGGAGUUGAAUGAAUGUUGUAGAUGAUUUUGGGUUGAUUUAUUGUUGUUGUUGUUUAUUUUUUUUUUUGAAGAUAGCUGAUAUUUUGAAGAAAAAAGUGGUUGAAAAAAGUUUCUUCUCCAAAAGACGAACAAAUAAAAAAAAUAUGAGAAGAAAAGAAAAGCAAAAGAAAUUGAAAAGUCAAACAAUGUUGAUGACGAUGUUGAGAACUCUUUGUGCUAAUGAAUCUGAAGAAGACAUAGAGGAAGAGUUGUUCUGGCUGAGAUACAAAAAUUAGCUGAGAUUAUCCCAUUGUGUCCCAAGCUUGUAAUUUCUACGAAAAGAAAGGGACUGUGGUCUGUAUAUGGUAACAUACGCAGAGUGUCUUUCUUAUGGUAAAAGAGUUCCUUUGAUUGAGGUCAACCCCAACACACUUCGUACAUGUUAUGCUGCACUAUUGUGGGAUAUGACAUGAGAAAAUAAGAAGCAAAUGCUCAAAGCGAUGUCGAAGCACCCUUGAGGCCUGGCAGACAAAGUCGAAUAACUAGUGUCACUGAAGUUUAGAAAUAUGAUGAUUGUUGAAUUUAUUACAUUGGAUAGUCGACAAACUGGUGUAUGGAUGUUUUUUUUUUGUACAAACUUAUUUCAUGUUUUGAAGUGUUUAAAUGUUACUUAUUUUGAAGUGAAUGAAAGUAAUUCAUUUCUGUUGUAUAAGUUGAAUAUGUUUUCAACAAUUUUGUACUAUGUGUUUUACUUCAGUGUUCAAUA
Capsicum annuum is the source of this 3055-nucleotide messenger RNA. RefSeq lists its product as uncharacterized. The transcript has 3 exons. NCBI's taxonomy places the organism in Eukaryota, Viridiplantae, Streptophyta, Magnoliopsida, Solanales, Solanaceae. The record is from RefSeq and is a predicted model, not a curated record. The coding region runs from base 344 to 1363 and encodes 339 amino acids.